This is a messenger RNA of Penicillium malachiteum, 1566 nucleotides long. RefSeq lists its product as uncharacterized. The transcript is spliced from 5 exons. The record is from RefSeq and is a predicted model, not a curated record. Lineage: Eukaryota; Fungi; Ascomycota; Eurotiomycetes; Eurotiales; Aspergillaceae. The coding region runs from base 1 to 1566 and encodes 521 amino acids.
AUGGUUUAUGCGAAACCUCAUUCGUCAGGCGCCAUGAAACGGUCUGCCUCUGCCCUCCAGGAAGGGCCUCUCGGAUGGGAUGCUGCUCCGCACAUGAUGACUCCCAUUCAGUCAACAUUCCGUCUGCCAUACACACACUACGCUAUGAUCUACCUCGACAACGAGGGCAAAGUCAAGGUCGAUGAAUCGGCUUCUAUUCUAGACCAGCGCUCGACUUUAUUCACUCCCGAAGUUCGCCAAAACUUUCUAGAAAUCCUUGGCGAGAAAAUGAGUUUGCAACGAUCCGGUGCUGCUCGCCGAACUUUAAAUGCGUCACCACGUCGGGUUCGACGCCGCCGCGGCAAUGCUGCUGGUGCCUCUGUUGCUGAUAACCGAUACGAUGAUGGCUCAGAUAGUGAUGACUACCCCGGAAGCGGUGCUGAUAUGGUUCCUCUCCGUGUUGGAGAUACCCAGAAGGUGAUUUCAUACUACGAGGGAGCUCUCAAGCACUUCCAACAACUUAACUGCCGCAUGGUUGCCAAGGCAUUCAUCAAGUUCAUUGAGCCUCGCAAACAAGUAAGACACCCUUACAAUGGAGGCAAGCCCCCAGCUGGCUCUGCCCCUGGCGCCACUGGCGACCCAGAAAAGACCAAGCCUGAGUGGUGGCCUCCCGGUGUUAUGCACAAGGAGCCCGACCACCUGCGAAAAGAGUAUCGCAUUGAGCUUCUGCUCCACAUCAUUCGCAAGCUUGGCGGAUUUGGCAUUACUGCCGAAAAGCUCAAGGAUGUCGCUGGCGACACCAAGCGUAGCCUCAAGGACCCAAGCCAUGUGGAUAUUAUCUAUGAGAUUCUUCGUGUAAGAAAGAUGGAGGAGCGAUUCGAGCGCGGUGAAGUUGAUGCCAACAUGGUAGUAUUUGUUCAAAAUCGUGGACCUAGCCCCAAGGGUGAUGGUGACGGCGAAGGAGAUGACGAAGAAGACUCCAAAGACAAUAUAAUAAUCGAGGCCCCCGAGCCUGUCGAAGAUGGUCUUAUGACCCCCACAUCCUCCAUCGAGCAAUCUGCUGCUUCAUUGACAACACCAAUCGAUACUCUCCCUAUGACUAGUGCUCGUUCUCUACCUGGCAGCUUUUCCAUGCCCGAGCCACUUAGCUUCGAUGCCAGCCGACAAGAUCGCCCCUACUAUGCCACCCCUCCUCACUACACAGACUCAUUCUCUCAACCAAUGCUCAGCACACCCGUGAGCGCCGAGAUGAUAAGCCCCCACGAAGUCUCAGUCUUUGACUAUUCCGCCCCUCCUUCAUUCACAUCAAGCCCAGAGCAGCAGCGCCCACCUUAUGACACCUGGGGCCCUCCCACAUUCCGCCAGGACAUUUUCAGCCCAGUAGGCUACAGCACCGCCCCAUCCAGCCAGGGUAUCCCUCCUCCCACAAUGUACCCCAUGCCUAUGGCCUCACCAGCCCACAUGCACGACAUGUGCCAUCAUCACCAUGUCCACCCUCCCUUGGAAUCUAUGGGCGGACGAAGCCUUCCCUUCCGCACAGGCUCUCUAGGUCACCCCCACGGCCUGCCAAUUUCUCACCCUGCUUAA